Messenger RNA from Limanda limanda (common dab), 1707 nucleotides. It is a transcript of the gene amdhd1, whose product is annotated as amidohydrolase domain containing 1. The transcript has 9 exons. Bases 65 to 1363 code for a protein of 432 amino acids. The record is from RefSeq and is a predicted model, not a curated record. Lineage: Eukaryota; Metazoa; Chordata; Actinopteri; Pleuronectiformes; Pleuronectidae. Gene Ontology annotation, molecular function: imidazolonepropionase activity. Gene Ontology annotation, cellular component: cytoplasm.
UCAAACUGGUUUGAGUCCAGUCACCCUGAAAGUCACUGUCUCUACCUCGGAUUAAUAAAGAAAAAUGUCCAGCAGCCACAGACUCCUGGUGGAAAAUGCCCGGCAGCUGGUUCUGAUCUGCAGCAGUGGAGAGAAAUACCUGACGGAACAUGGGAUGAAGAACCUGUGUGUGAUAGAAAACGGCAGCGUGGUCGUUGGGAGUGACGGACUGAUCGAAGCUGUGGGACCAGCAGAAACCAUCAGAGCUCAGUACUCAAAGGAAACGUUUGAUAAAGUCAUUGAUGCUUCAGGAAUGUGCGUCAUGCCUGGUCUGGUGGAUGCUCACACUCAUCCAGUCUGGGCUGGUGACAGAGUCCAUGAGUUUGCGAUGAAGCUGGCAGGGGCCACCUACAUGGACGUGCACCGGGCUGGCGGAGGGAUCCACUUCACCGUGGAGCACACCCGGGCCGCCGCGCCCUCUGACCUCUUGGCCUCCCUCAGUGGCCGGCUGGCUCAGAUGCAGCGAGCCGGCACCACCCUGGUGGAGUGUAAGAGCGGCUACGGCUUGGAGCUGCAGACCGAGCUCAAGAUGCUGGAGGUGAUCGACGAGGCCAGACGCACGCUGCCCAUCAACAUCUCCUCGACCUACUGUGGAGCUCACGCUGUGCCCAAAGGGAAGACGGUCGCCGAGGCCACGGAGGACAUCCUGCAGGUCCAGCUGCCUCGGCUGAGGGAGCGCAUGUCUGCUGGGAAGCUCCGAGUGGACAACAUCGACGUUUUCUGUGAGCAGGGAGUGUUUGACCUCGGCUCCACCCGCUCCAUCCUGCAGGCGGGAAAAGACCUGGGCCUCAACAUCAACUUCCACGGGGAUGAGCUUCAUCCCAUGAACUCUGCUCAGUUGGGAGCAGAGCUUGGAGCCUUGGCCAUCAGUCACCUGGAGGAGGUCACGGACGAAGGGAUCAACGCCAUGGCUGAAGCAAAAACUGCUGCAGUCCUUCUACCGACCACAGCUUACAUUCUGCGGCUGCCUCAGCCUCGGGCCAGAGACAUGUUGGAUGCUGGAGUGAUCGUCGCCCUCGGCAGCGACUUCAACCCCAACGCCUACUGCUGCUCCAUGCCCAUAGUCAUGCACCUGGCCUGCGUCAACAUGAGGAUGUCCAUGCCUGAAGCUCUGGCUGCCGCCACCAUCAACGCAGCCUACGCCCUCGGACGCUCCGACACACACGGAUCCCUGGAGGUCAACAAGCACGGAGACCUGCUGGUCCUCAACGCCUCACGCUGGGAGCAUCUGAUCUAUCAGCUGGGAGGACAACAGGAGCUCGUCCGCUACGUCGUCAUCAAGGGAAACGUCGUCUAUGAUAAUGAGACGAGCUCAGACUUGUAAUCACACAAGGGGAAUGAGUGAAUGUCCUUUUAAUUAUCCUGUGUCCAGGCUUCAGUGUUUAUUAGAAGUGUGUCAUUAAACACACACACAACACAAACCCUCAGUUGUUAAACACCUGCAGAAACUUGGAUGUUGUUUAUAUUUAUCAGAAUAGAAAUUUACACAGUCAGUAUUUGUUAAACUCAAGUAACUGGUUGUAACAUUUUAAUGAGCUGUUACUCAAAAAGUAUUUGUUUGUUUAAAUCAGUUGCUCAGUUGUCGUCCCAUCGACUGAGGCCAGUGAAUCAGUGAUGUUAUCUCAAGUGUUGUUUCAGAUUAAAGUUGUGUAACAUGAGAAACUGAAA